Messenger RNA from Penicillium mononematosum, 336 nucleotides. RefSeq names its product putative secreted antimicrobial peptide. NCBI's taxonomy places the organism in Eukaryota, Fungi, Ascomycota, Eurotiomycetes, Eurotiales, Aspergillaceae. The record is from RefSeq and is a predicted model, not a curated record. The coding region runs from base 1 to 336 and encodes 111 amino acids. The transcript has a single exon.
AUGAAGCUCCUUAUGAUCACCACCCUCCUGGCCUCUCUCCUUGUCUCUACAGAUGCCACAGUGGUCAAGGCCUACAAAGGCACCUCUUGCAAGAGUGCGAACUACAUUGGCUCGGUGAGCGCCUGUGGAAGCACGGGGCUAUCACAAAACUACAAAGUCCAAAGUCUCUCACUCAACUUCCAAAAAGCAACAGCCUCGUUCUAUCAGCAAAAACCCGAUAAAAACGGAAACUGCGUGGGCCCCCGUAUCUCCAAGAACUCCGAUCAGACGUGCGUGAAACUUCCUACGGGCUGGGAGCGAUUUGGCUGUGUGAAGAUCCAUGGUGGCACUUGCUGA